Fusarium sp. VM40 is the source of this 981-nucleotide messenger RNA. The record is from the annotation of a GenBank genome assembly. Lineage: Eukaryota; Fungi; Ascomycota; Sordariomycetes; Hypocreales; Nectriaceae.
AUGGACAACAUCUCAACAGUGAGUUAUGUCACUCAGUUUCUCAAACAUGAGAUCAACAAGCUCGACUCGAGAGAAAAUUGCUGGCAUCAGUCUGGCGUUGGCGGACUAAUUUCUCUACUACGCGCCAACGUUUCCCAUUCGCAGUCAUGGGAUAGUUCGUGGAAUACAACUAUGGCUAUGCAGGGCUCGUACAGUCUCAACAGCUCAGGCAACCUUUUCGAUAUCAAUCUCCAGACGAAGGACUUUAGUGUCAAUGGGGUUGACAGAGACACCUUCAUCACAUGGUCAUAUGUUCACGCAUUCUGCAUGAUCAUUGCCUUUUUCUUGGUGUAUCCCAUUAUUCUCCUCAUGGAAUCUACCACCGUCCUUUGCGAUCUUAUCAACCGUCCCGUAGCAAAGCACAAGGUGCGUAAAUGGGAGUCAGCCCUGCGAGCCUUCGUCUUUACUCCCCUCGUCAUCGCUGGGUUGGUGUCUGGCAUUAUUGGCAUGGGCGACUCAGAUCAUUUCAGAACUGAACAUGGUAUCAUGGGUCUGAUCACGGUGGUAUUCGCAGGAUUCUCAGCAAUCCUCUACUUCUACAUCUUCUUCUUCGACUCGUGGAUGCGCCGAACAGCUCUCCGAUUGCGAUGGCUUCAGAACGUCCAGUACUUCGACAUGUUUGUGUGCCAAGUGAUCCUGAUGCUCUCGGGGUUCGCAUUGACAGACGGCUUCAAUGAUCUAUCGGUGAUGGGUCUUUGCUAUAUACAGAUAUCUACAGCGUGGGCGGUCUCGGUGGGGAUGAUUUCGUCGUUUGUGUGGAAUAGUGCGAUGGUCUUGAUGACUGCUCAGUGGUUUCUUGUUCGGCGGGCGAGACCCGGUGGUGUUGGAAUCGGUACGGCGAGGGUGUGGAGGUUGGUGCACUUUCGAAGGAGACAGGAAGUGAUUGAGGCGGAGGAGGUGCCACAGGAGAUGAGCUCGUUGUCUGAGACUUGUAGGCCAUGA